Messenger RNA from Lichtheimia ornata, 1263 nucleotides. RefSeq lists its product as uncharacterized. Bases 1 to 1263 code for a protein of 420 amino acids. Gene Ontology annotation, biological process: transmembrane transport. Gene Ontology annotation, molecular function: transmembrane transporter activity. The record is from RefSeq and is a predicted model, not a curated record. Lineage: Eukaryota; Fungi; Mucoromycota; Mucoromycetes; Mucorales; Lichtheimiaceae. Gene Ontology annotation, cellular component: membrane. The transcript has 5 exons.
AUGAAUCAUACGUCUGAGGACCUAGAAAAGCAAAGCAAGGUUCUUGAUAUCGAUGAGCUUGAGAACGAAAAGGUUCAUGAAGAACAAGAAAAGCCUGAACAAAACGAUGUUUGGACUUGGAAGGGCAAGACAUGGAAGCAGCGACUUGCCUUUUUGACACGCAAAGAGUUUUUGAGAGUAUUGAUCCUUGGUCAAAUAUUAUCGCUUUGCAUUACUGGCACCGUCGUCGUCAAUAACAAGCUUACCGAAGAAUUCAACUUUAAUGCACCUACCACCCAAACGUUUUUGGUCUACGCUGUGUUAGCUGUGGUGUACAAUUCCUAUGCUAUCUGGAAACGAGGCAUCAAGGGUUGGCUUAGACAAUUCUGGGAACGUGGCGUUUAUUAUUUCUUCCUGGGAUGGGUUGAUGUGGAAGGCAACUACCUCGUGGUCAAGGCAUAUCAAUACACUGGCAUGUUGUCGGUCAUGAUCCUGGAUACGUGGAGUACACCUGUUUGUGUAUUAUUGGCAUUCAUCUUUUUCCGUGUGCGCUAUCGAUGGGUGCAAUAUCUCGGCAUCUUUUUAGCAUUGUGCGGCACCGGCAUGGUUGUAGGCAGUGAUGCCAUGUUGGGUAACUCUUGGCUUGCAAGUGAUCCUGUCAAGGGCAACUUUUUCGUCAUUGUGGGUGCUACAUUUUAUGGUAUCAGCAAUACGAGUGUUGAGUAUUUGUCACGCAAAUACCCUAUCUACGAGGUCAACGGCAGCUUCACCCUUUUUGCAACGCUCAUCAACUUUGUUCAGCUUAUGAUCCUCGAACGCAACGAGUUUGCCAAUUUUAAAGAUAACAGCUUUGAAGUGGGUCUUAUUAUCAUUUACGUGGUGUGCAUGGUCAUUUUGUACUCGUUGGCGCCUCUCAUGUUCCGUUGGGGCAGUGCUGUCAUGUACAAUUUGUCAUUGAUGACGAGUGACUUUUACAGCUUGAUCUUUGGCUUGGGUCUCUUUGGCCAAACGGUCAGUGUAUUGUAUCCUCCUGCAUAUGUCAUUAUCAUUGUUGGCAUUGCUGUGUAUUACAUCUUUCCAGCACCUGAACCAGUGGCCAUCACCGAUCCCAACGAUCCCUCCAAGCCCCACCGUCAAUUCUCUUGGUUUGGCUUUUACUUCAAAAAGAUCCCAGCUCAAGUCCAACCUGGGCCAGUCGAAUCGGUACCCCAUGAACAUGUGGAGGUGAUUGAGGACAAUGGCAACACCACCACCACCACCAAGGCUUCUGAAGCCAAGGUAUAA